AUGGCUGCGACUCCAGAUACUCACUCCAAGACGACCAGUGCCGUCUUGCAUAGAGACACUCACUUCCUUCCCAGGAAGGCUGUCGGUGGCAAGGGUUGCUACAUCUUCCUUGAAGAUGGCACCAAGUUCCUCGACUUCACAGGUGGUGCCGCGGUAUCGUGUUUGGGCCAUGGCAAUGAAGAGAUCAACCAAGCCAUCAAGGACCAGAUGGAUCAGAUCUCAUAUUGUCAUUCCGCAUUCUUCGGUACUCAAGUGACAGAAGAUUUGGCCACAUUUUUAACCGAGUCUACCGGAAAGAAAUUGACGAAGCUGUUUGUGGUCAGCUCAGGAUCUGAGGCGGUCGAGGCAGCCUUGAAACUUGCUCGCCAGUAUUUCCUCGAACUACCCACACCACAGCCGGAACGUACCAGAUUCAUCGCUCGUCUACCUUCUUAUCAUGGUACCACCCUCGGUGCGCUCGGCGCUGGUGGGCAUGUCCUCCGAAGACAACCAUUUGAGCCUCUUUUGGCCAAGAACACAUCUCACGUCUCUCCUUGCUACGCAUAUCGUGGCAAGAAGGAGCACGAGUCGGACGCUGAUUACGUGGCUCGUCUUGCAGCAGAGCUCGACGCAGAGUUCCAGCGUGUUGGGCCAAACACCGUGUGUGCUUUUAUCGCCGAGCCAGUCGUUGGAGCGGCACUCGGCUGUGUCCCUGCUGUACCGGGUUACUUCCCCGCCAUGAAAGCCGUCUGCGAGAAAUACGACGCUCUAUUCAUUCUCGAUGAGAUCAUGAGCGGAAUGGGUCGCUGUGGAACUCUGCACGCAUGGGAGCAGGAGGACGUCGUUCCUGAUAUUCAAACCAUCGGAAAAGGCCUUGGUGGUGGUUACGCCCCUGUUUCAGGUAUCUUGAUUCAUGAAUCGAUCGUUCAGACUUUGGACAAAGGGACGGGUCAGUUCCGGCAUGGGCAGACUUACCAAGGCCAUCCAAUCUCGUGUGCGGCUGCAUUAGCUGUCCAGCGGAGUAUCAAGGAACACUCGCUUCUGGAGAAUGUUAGAAACAUGGGCGCUUACCUUGAGGAGCGGCUCCGCCAGCAGUUCCAGGAUCACCCUCAUGUUGGAGAUAUUCGAGGCAAAGGAUUGUUCUGGGGUCUCGAGUUUGUCAAGGAUAGAACUACCAAGGAACCUUUCGAUCCAAAGUCGCGUCUAUCCUUUCACAUCCAGGAAAAAGGCCUACAGCCAGAAUACGCGGUGUCGCUCUAUGGAUGUACAGGUACAGUGGAUGGCAUUCGUGGGGACCAUGUGGUGUUAGCACCACCCUACAUUGUGACCAAGGAGGAAAUUGAUAUUCUAGUGGAUGUGUUGGCCCGAGUUUUGACAGACGUGCUCGCAGAGUUGGAGGAGUAA
Penicillium cataractarum is the source of this 1383-nucleotide messenger RNA. RefSeq names its product aminotransferase, class III. Gene Ontology annotation, cellular component: cytosol. The transcript is spliced from 5 exons. Gene Ontology annotation, molecular function: pyridoxal phosphate binding; transaminase activity. NCBI's taxonomy places the organism in Eukaryota, Fungi, Ascomycota, Eurotiomycetes, Eurotiales, Aspergillaceae. The record is from RefSeq and is a predicted model, not a curated record. Bases 1 to 1383 code for a protein of 460 amino acids.